GCAACCUUAAAAAAAAAAACAUUUUUUCAUUUGACAGUGACAGUCAAAAGUCAAAUGUCGCGGACAUGGAGACUUUUUGACAAUACUAUCCAUAUCACUGUAGAAUAAUAAACAAUAAUCUGCAAUACAUUAUAAUUUCAUGUAGAAAUAACCACAUCAAAAUGGAAUCACAUCCACUUAAUUUGGCUCAUCAACAACACCGUCGUGCUGAGGCCCAUCUCGUCAACAAUAGAUACGAUGAAGCAAUGCAGUGCCAUCACAAUGCUGCGGAAUUAUUAUUGGACGCUAUGAAAUCCACGACGUCAUCAGUCACGCUAGAAUCCAUCACAUUACAGCACAGUUACCACCUGAAGCAAAAGGAUCUCAUCAAAAGCAAGAAAGAACAAUACGAUAGAGUGAAAAAAGCCAUAGAUCACAUCAAAGGUUUGAGCAAAGAUCCCACCUACAAUAAUAUAUUAAGUAAUGAUAGUUCUAAAGUUCAAGUUGCUAUAUAUAGAACAAUAAGUGAAGCAGAUUCUUUGUUAUAUAAAUUAAAAAAUCCAAAUUCUGAACAAGGCCUUGUGAAAGACGCAAUUGCUAAAGUGGAUGUAGUGGAUGGAAAGAAGAUAGAGAAAGGAAAAGAAACAGUUAUAGAAGAGUUACAGAUAUUGAAUCAAAAUUUACAUUCCCUUGUAGAGCAAUUGGUGUUGCAAGCUGAAGUACUGAAGGAUGAAAACAUGACGUUAAAAGAAAGAGUGAGUUACCUGGAAAAAGAGAGAGUCAAGUACCUGAACCUUCCAACUCAAAGUGAUUUGUUACAACGAAACUUUUCAAAUAUCAGCGGAAAUGAAGGUUUGACGAAUGAGUUUAUUCAGAAGAUGCCGAUCGCAAAGGAACCACAUCAUCGACCAGUUGUUCAACCUCAUUUUGAUCUAAGUGCACUUAAGGACUUAUAGUUAAAUAAUGGACUGUUCAAACUGAGUUUUUAAAGAAUAAAUCAGGCACCAAUGGAUAAUAUUAUCCAACACAUAGUAUUGUAUUUGACUGGUUAUAAAGCAAUUGAUACAAAGCUACAGGUAUUGUAUAAGGUGCUUUGUUCUCUAUAGAUUUUGUUUACUCAUUUUAAUUAAAAUAAAAUGUAUUUUAUUUCAUUACUU
Spodoptera littoralis (African cotton leafworm) is the source of this 1136-nucleotide messenger RNA. The record is from the annotation of a GenBank genome assembly. Lineage: Eukaryota; Metazoa; Arthropoda; Insecta; Lepidoptera; Noctuidae.